UUCAAAUCUAGUAUUGAUUUGAAAUAUUUUAUAUUUUAUACACAAUUAUUAUAUAAAAGUUUUUGAAAUUUCAAUUUUAAAGUUCAAAAUCGUAUCAAAAAAUAUAUACAGUUUUUAAGUUUGUUUUUUGUGCGUUAAAUAAGUAUUUGAUUUGUGAUAACAAAAAAGUUUGUCUCACUUUUGUAAUCAUUAAAUAAUAAUAAUAUUUAAUAAGACUUUAAAUACAAAAAAGGACACAAAAAGUAGUGACUAAACAAGCGAUUGAUUGCGAGAUGCAAUUGAAGUCAAUUCAGUGUUUUAUAACAUUAAUAGUGUUUGCAAUGAAACCGACGUUUAGUUCAAUAAAUGGCAAAAAAUUGCGAAAAUGUCUGACAAACAAGAAGUUCAUCGCCGGUGCCGUCGGUCUGAUUCUGGCGCUGCUCUCCAUCGGCGCCUAUCUAUCGUUCAAACCGGUGCUCAAAGCCGUGAUUCAGUCGCGGAUGAACCUCCACAAGGACUCCGAGUUCUUCAAGUUCUGGGCCAACCCUUCCGUUCCCACCGAAGUCGGCAUUUACUUCUUCCACGUACUCAACCCAUACGAUGUCCAAAACGGGGGCAAAACCAUCAAAGUCAGGGAAAUGGGCAAAUAUAUGUUCAAGCAACACUACGAGCGGCAAAUCAUCGGCUUCUCGGACAACAUGGAAACCGUGAGUUUCUAUGAGCGCCGGUAUUACGUGUUCGAUCCGCUCAAGACUACCGGUUCCCUCGACGACAACAUCACUGUCAUUAACGCACCCUUCGCUGCAUUGGGCUCAAUCAUACCGAAACUGGUGGACGGUCUACCCCUCCCGCCCCUCUUUGACUCACUGCCAUACCGGGCCGUCAACUCAUUCCUCGACGAUCACAAACAGUCAUUAUUUGUCAAUACGACGGUUCGGGACCUCCUGUUUGGCUAUAAGCUGGACAUUCUGGACACGGCUGAGGGUUUUGCCAACACAUUGUCCACA
Molecule: messenger RNA, 986 nt
Organism: Medioppia subpectinata
Lineage: Eukaryota; Metazoa; Arthropoda; Arachnida; Sarcoptiformes; Oppiidae
Source: the annotation of a GenBank genome assembly